This is a messenger RNA of Meloidogyne enterolobii, 1077 nucleotides long. Lineage: Eukaryota; Metazoa; Nematoda; Chromadorea; Rhabditida; Meloidogynidae. The record is from the annotation of a GenBank genome assembly.
UUUUUCUCGUUAGAAAGUGUUCCCCUCCCAAUUUUCAAAUUUGCCUAUUUUUCCAGAUUUUUUAAAGUAAUUUUCUGCUAUUUUCAUGAAGCAUUUUUUGAAGUAUUUUACACACCUUUAUACAUUGUUAGGAAGGGCAGGGCACAAUUUUCUUUUUUUUUCUGUUCGGCAUCGAUUGUGUCACCUCUUUGAAAAAGAGGGGGGGGGUAGUCUUGUUUAAUAACAAUGAAAAGCUUUUUGCUCCCCCGGCAGUUUUCCUGGGCAUUUCCCUCUGAUUCUCUGGAAAAGAUGAAAAUUAAAUAUUCAUUCUUUUUGCCAUUUUUAAUUUUUUUUUCUUGUUUCAUUUUAAAAAUAGGAGAAAAAGAAAAAAAAAUUUUUAAUCCUGGCCAAGUAUUUUAAAAUGACCUAAAAAUUAAUUUUUGAAUGAAUAUUCUUCUUUGGACAUUUUUUCUGAAAGGAAUUGUUUGUUUUGAAAAAAUGGGGUGGAUGGAGGAAUUGUCAAGUUCUGUUGAAUCUUGGGGGUAUAAACACUUGGAGCAAGAAUCAGCCCCUGAAUUUUCUGUAGAUGACAUCCGCCUUCGUGCUUUUGUUCUAAGAGAAGGAAGAAUGCCUAGAAGAAAUACAAAAGACUCAAAAAAUAAUUCCCUCGAUUUUGAGGAAGAAAAUAAAUUAUUUAAAAAACGCCUUCCAAUAGAAGAGCAGCAAUUAUUUACUGGACAUAGAAGAUUGGUGGAAGAAAUUUUGGAAAGUUAUGAUCCUACAGUUCACCCUCGUAGAGACUUUAGAGAAUCAACACGUGUCAAUUUAAGCAUGUCUCUGUACCAAAUAUUGGAAGUGGACGAACGUAAACAAAGCAUUGUUGUGAACGUGUGGAUGGUAUGUAGGGGGAUUUAUUUAAAAAUUUCAAUUUUUCUAAAGGUUCAAAAUUGGUUUGAUGAGGUAUUUCCUUGGUUUUCUUUCAAAAAACAUUUUUUCCUUCAAAAGUUUUUGGAUUGGGACCCAAACAAAUUCGAAAUGAUCAACAAAACGAUAGUGCCUUAUCAACAAAUAUGGGUGCCUGAUACGGUUUUCUUUUAA